AUGGCCACCGCAGUGUCGGCCGUCGCCGACCCGUUGGACAAAAAGCCACCACCUCCUGCCUCGUUUCAGUCGCAGUCGACGAUCAACAAACUGUUGAAUCAGCUGAUCGGUGGGGGCGGCGACCCCCCUCAUACCGAAACCAACGGCACAAACGCAACGCCUAAGUCAGAGUCGGCGCAGUCCACGGUUCUGGGCGGAAUUCUGCCGAGCGACGUCGUCCCGUUGUUGAUGAGCAUUUCGACCCUGCUACCAGCGGGGACGGAUUCCAUCAACGACAUGCCCACCAUUACCGACUUCGUCGAUCGCUACAGCGAGGGAAGUCGCUGGGUCCAGUACGCGUCCACUACCGCAGCCUGGAAUUACCUGACGAACAUCACCCAGCACAACCAGGACGUCAUCAAUCAGGCGAACGAGUUGGAGGUAAACUACACUAAGGCGGCUGCCGAAGUAGCCAAAAGGAUCAACAUCGGCGUGAUCGCGAAUGAUACCUUGAGAAGGCUUAUCACAAAGGCAACGGACGAAGGAAUAUACGCUCUCAGGGAAGAGGAGCUUAAUGAGCUUAAAAGCAACCAAAGAAAAAUUAACGUGAUCUUCUUCAGUACCUCCGUCUGUGAGCCCGGAAGACCGCCGCCGUGCAGCUUGUUUCACACCCCAGAAAUCGUGAACGUAAUGGCGACGUCAACCGACUACAACCAGCUGUACCACUUGUGGACCGGAUGGAACAACCUGAUCGGACCAGCCAUUCAACAGUAUUACUUGAACGUCGUUCAGCUGACCAACAAAGCUGCUCUCUUGAACGGGUUGAACAGUGGUGCUGACAUUUGGUACGGAAAGUACGAAGUGUCAGGCAUUGAUUCGUUCAAAACUAUGUACGAAGACGUGAAGCCGCUGUACAUGCAGUUGUACACGUACUUGCGCCGAGAGCUGCAUUUGCGCUAUCCGACUCACGUGCCCACAAAGGGCAUGAUACCAGCGCAUUUAUUCGGAGAAAUUUCGGCGAAACACUGGUCCAAUCUCUACGAGUCGACGAAGCCCUUCCCAGAGGAACGGACCGUUGACUAUAUGGAACUGCAAACAAAGGCAUGUGUCAGUGUUACAGUCAGAAACCUAUUGAAAGUCUGUUCUCGAGUAAGCAUCGAAGACGUCAUCGUUGCGCAUCGCGAACUCACUUCCGUAUACUAUUCGUAUUCGUAUCGAAACUUGCCAGUUCCGUUCAGAGAAGCCACAAACCCAGCAUUUUCAUCGGCUCUCGCGGAAGCCGUGGCGCUGAUGGCGACCGUGCCGACUUACCUGCAAACCUUAGGUGUUCCUAUAAGCGAUGAAAACGACAAACAAAGCAUAAAUAAGCUGUAUGCAUUGGCUAUGCGCAUCGUGCCGUUCAUCCCUUACGCGUUGCUGACUGACAUCUGGCGCGAGAAGAUUUUUCGUGAGCAGCUUCCCAGGGAAAGAUUGAACGACGAAUGGUGGGAGUUAAGGAACAGUUACCAAGGCGUUGCUCCGCCGGCGCCUCGUUCAAUCACGGACUUUGACGCCGGAGCGGAUUACGAAAUAGCCCACAAUAUGCCCUAUUUAGGAAAUCUGAUUAGUUACAUUGUUCGAUUCCAGUUCCUAAAAAGCCUUUGCAACGCCUCAGGCUACCAAGGACCUUUGUCUAAAUGUAACAUCUACAACUCCGCUGAAGCUGGAACUAAACUCAGAACAAUAAUGAAAUUUGGUUCAAAAUAUAAAUGGACUUAUGUGAUGCAAAUCAUGUUCGGUACCGAAGAAAUUAGUUCCCGAGGAUUGAUGGAGUACUUUCAGCCGCUCCAUGAUUGGCUGGCCGCGAAAAACAGGGAGACCGACGAGUACGUCGGUUGGGACACCGAUUACGAGGUGUACAGUGGCAAUGUUUCAUAUAUCCCGACGGUAAAAGAAGAUUCUAUCGAGUCAUGGACGAAUAGCAAAAAUCAAGGCUAUAUGGGUAAGUUCAGCUUUUCUUUUAAUUCUGAGGUCAAGGGCAUAUCAGCCAAUGAUUGA
Soboliphyme baturini is the source of this 2016-nucleotide messenger RNA. The record is from the annotation of a GenBank genome assembly. NCBI's taxonomy places the organism in Eukaryota, Metazoa, Nematoda, Enoplea, Dioctophymatida, Soboliphymatidae.